CCCCGCUACCAGUACCCAACGAGAACGACAACAGCACCACCGACUUAAGCUGCAAACUUCUUGCAGUGGCGUCGCCGCCUAGAUUUGCUUUCUUGCUUGGACAAGUUAAGAGAGAGGGGAGAAAAAGUCCUGCACAACAAUAUAAGUAAAGCUGACUAAGAAGAUGCUAAUGUUUGACCCUGUCCCCAUCAAACAAGAAGCAAUGGAACCAGUUCCAGUGUCGUUCAGCUCCAGUUACAUGGACCAAAUGAACCACAACAAAUACAGUGUCAUUUAUUCGACGCCGAACAUGGUGCCCAGUAAAAUCUACCAGAUUUCGGAAGGGUUUUGUAACGGAGUGCAAGUUGAGCCUGUCGACCUCACAGUGAAGCGGAGCUCGCCUCCUUCAUCGGGAAGUUCUCCUUCUCCUUCGCCCCUGAAAUUCCAGCCCAGGAGAGGCUCGCCUGGAUUAAAUCUGCCCUCACCCAGCCCGCCAAUGAAGAAACUGCAGCCUUUCACGAUGCCAUUAACUAUUCCUCCAGUAAUGGCAGCUCUUUCUCGCCAUGUUCGAAGCCCUGGGAUGCUUCCAGUUAUACAGCCCGUCGUCGUGCAGCCUGUCCCUUUUAUGUAUGCGCCUCCCCUUCAGCAUCCUAUUAUGGUGUCCACGGUCCUUUCAGAAGAGUUGGAAAAUCCAAGUAGCAUGCCAGUGUCUGUUAUAGAAUCUUAUGAGAAGCAAGCACUAAGGAAAUCUAUUAAGGUGGAACCAGGCAUGGAAUCUCCUAGGAAUGACUACUAUCCUGAACAAAUGUCCCCUCCGCUGAUGACCUCAUUGUCGCCUCCUCAAGCAAUGCUUCAAGAGAAUCACCCUUCAGUUAUCGUUCAGCCUGGUAAGAGGCCUUUACCUGUGGAAUCUCCCGACACGCAAAGGAAGCGCAGAAUACACCGAUGUGACUACGAAGGCUGCAACAAGGUUUACACUAAAAGCUCCCACCUGAAAGCUCACAGAAGAACACAUACAGGUGAAAAGCCUUACAAAUGUACUUGGGAAGGUUGCACAUGGAAGUUUGCUCGAUCUGAUGAACUAACACGGCAUUUCCGGAAGCAUACAGGAGUCAAACCUUUCCAGUGCCCAGACUGCGACCGUAGCUUUUCCCGCUCCGACCAUCUUGCCCUUCAUAGGAAACGCCACAUGCUAGUCUGAAUCACUCUUCCUUCGGCUCUCUUCAUGUCUCCUUUCAUUUUAUUUUUAACCUGUGCAUUUUAAGUUAGAUUCAGCGGGCCUGAAUCUCUGGAUUAAUAGCCUUGAAACCUUCCCUAUGGUCAGUAAGAGAUGUUUGCUUGACCCUUCUUUGCCCAUGCCACGGGUCAGACCUACAGAAUGUGAACAUUUUUUCUUCCUGGGGGUUGCUAAGCAAACCCUUGCUUGCCAGCAAGCAGAUUAAAUUUCUGUGAGACUUAAAGAGAUCUUGUAAUCGAGCUGGCUAGUUUUGCCAUUUAAUUAACCAGCACAUGUUUGAUCAUAGUCACUGUUGUUGGAAAUCCAGCCUGCUAGUCCUUGCCAGAGACUCUGUACCCUGUAAAGGAUGCGUGUCUCCUUUUUAUGCUCAGCAAUGCAACGAAUGGAUCCUUUCCAAUGUGGUUGGUUGUAGAAGCAUGUUCCACAAGACACUUUUUGGAUGUGUUUUUUAAAAAAAAGAAUCCUCAAACUGGGAGUGAAUGGAACAAUUUUUGACUGAUGAGUGGCUGUUUAUCAGCAGAAAUGUUGUCAAUGCAUCAUGUUGUACAUCCUGACCGACAUUGCCUCUCUUUUGUCUGUCGUGUAGAAUGCUAGCUUAUGUUUGCCUGGAUAUAGUGCCUCGGUAGAUUCAUUAAGCAAAGACCUUCUUGUGAUGUAGUUAUCUGUGUUUUGUGUUCAGCUGUAUGAAUGGAACACACACGGUACUCCUAUGAUGUGGCAUUCAGUGAUACCUGCAAUAAUCUACCUCACUGAGGAAGUGUGGUAGUUAUAUUAUUUUCUCAUCACUCCUCUGCAUUUCCUGUUGUCUACACAAGGCCUCUGGUCCUUUCCUUGGCACAGUUCAGAAGCAGCAACCUUUUCAGCAAAAUGAACCUGAACUGCUCAGUGUUUGGAAAUGAUUUUCACCGAAGGCACCGUCCUAUUCGUAAGAUAAGUGAGGAAGACAGCCUCUGAAUUUAAGCACUUCUGUAGAUCUCAAAAUUUGAGUAUCGCAAGUGGAAAAGGUACACUUUGAUCUCUUGUUGCCAUGUUCCACAGAAGAGCUUCAUAAAGUCCCUCAAGUGAUUUGUCAUGCUAGGAGUGGUAAAAUACACAACCAAAAAAAAAAUAGUUCUUUAAAAAUCCAGCAUGUUUGAUAAUAUUCCAUAUCAAAAUUUGAAGGAAAGAAAAAUUACUAUUUUCACCAGUGUGCCUAUGAGCUCUUGUUAGAAUUAUGGGUCAUUUGGCUUUCAUAUUUUAAAAAAUGGAGAUAGAUAGAUAUUGAGGCCAGCAGCAAUAAGGGGAAUGAACAACAGAGGAAAGGAACUCAUAAUGUGCUAGGAAACAUUUUAUCGAAAUCAACUGUUGUAAUCAAAUGCAUUUUGAGUUAACCACCCCUUCAGGGGCAACCUGUUUCAUUCAACACUGUCAAAGUAGUAGUGUGCUUCUGUUUCAUAAACUGUGUUGGGCUUCCAUAGUUCAUUUCUAUAAACUAUUUUCUAGCA
Messenger RNA from Lacerta agilis (Sand lizard), 2700 nucleotides. It is a transcript of the gene KLF3, whose product is annotated as Kruppel like factor 3. The transcript has 6 exons. NCBI's taxonomy places the organism in Eukaryota, Metazoa, Chordata, Lepidosauria, Squamata, Lacertidae. The coding region runs from base 164 to 1180 and encodes 338 amino acids. Gene Ontology annotation, biological process: regulation of transcription by RNA polymerase II. The record is from RefSeq and is a predicted model, not a curated record. Gene Ontology annotation, molecular function: DNA-binding transcription factor activity, RNA polymerase II-specific; RNA polymerase II cis-regulatory region sequence-specific DNA binding.